Molecule: messenger RNA, 2147 nt
Organism: Topomyia yanbarensis
Lineage: Eukaryota; Metazoa; Arthropoda; Insecta; Diptera; Culicidae
Exons: 5
Coding region: 129-2060 (643 amino acids)
Biological process (GO): spermatogenesis
Molecular function (GO): metal ion binding
Source: RefSeq, a predicted model, not a curated record
AGUAAAUAAACAAAAUUUGCCUUCCUUCAGCUCUCCAUCCAUCUAUUAUUCAGCCGGUACGAACGAAACGUGUUUUCCGUUUCUAACCGAGUUUAUUUCGAUUGACACGGUCAGCAUUACUCGUAGCCAUGAGCGGCCAACCGAUGGGGGACGGCAAACGCUUUCUGGAAGGUUUGAUUCUGCGGGCCGAAGAUGUUUUGGCCAAAAUGAUCUACAAGCUUCAUCGAACGAACGUUCCGCUGGAGGAGAUGGUCCCUUGGAUUAACUCAGUGUACGGGUUCGUUAACAGUUGGGAAGAGUCACUGAAGGAUGUCAGUAUUGAUGCGUUGAAACGGGCAGCGGCAGCAGCAGCUGCUGCUAGUCCCGGUUCGGGCAACAAAUCCGAGGAAGCACUAAUGGAAGAGAUUAACAAUUACGGGUCCAGUUCUAAACAGACCACCGGUGAAGAUGCAUGGGAAGCUAGGUCGCAACAGGCAGGCAAGAGCAAACGGAAUCCGGUUCGAACGGAGGAGGCGGAACCGGUGUUCGAGUAUGUGGAGCAGUCGCUGAAGGAUUACAAAAUCAACCGAACGGGUCGCUGCGUCAUUUCCCACGUCGGCACCUCCGCGCGAUCCUUCUGCAUAGUGGACCGUGAUCAUCACGACUGCACCAAGUUGUUUGCUGCGAUGCAAAAUUCGCGCGGCUGUAAGUACGCAGAGCUUCCAGCGCCGGGAAAGGUAUUCGGUGUCUACCUGGACGCUUCUCUGUUCCGAGCGGUUCGCAACAAACCGAUCGAGAACUCCACGCUAAAGUUGACCUACAUCCGGUUGCUGGACACCGGAGAGGUACUACCGUACGACGAUUCGAUGGUACUUUGCGCUCUUUCCGACUACUUUCAGAAACUGCCGGCCUUCGCCAUUCGCUGCAUACUGGUUAACAUCCUGGACGAUCCGUUCUGCGAUGAUCUUGAACAGUUUCUCAAGAAAUCGCUGCACACGACUCAGUACUACAAGGUUGUCUCGGUUGAAGGUCAUGUACUGUUCCUUAAACUUAGUCAGCAACCGAUUCCGGUGCCGGACAAAAUGACGGCAACUAAUUCCUCAGCAGAAUCGACCCCAACGAAGCCAAGACGACGCAGGUCGCGAAAGAGUAAGCACAUUCCCACUCGAAUCAACAUAUUCAAACCGGAGCCGGUUGAGACAAGCAACGCGAUCAGUAUUCGAAUGCCGGGGACAACUAUUCCGUUGGAGGAGAAACCCACUCGUUCGCUAUUUGAACCGAUAGAUUUAAAAGGUGUCCAAAGUGAAAGGGAAUCGAUUCCCGGAACGGGUUCUACCAGUUCGCCGGGUAGCUCCACGGAAGAACCCUAUCGAUACUUUCGAAAUGAUUCGUUCGAACACAUCGAAGAUGACGUCCAGCAGCCGAUAGUUCCCCCGAUCGGUUGUCAGGUCUAUCUGAUCCCGAAAUUUAUCAAGGAUGUGGAACACUUUUGGUGCCACGUCGUAUCGCCGGAUUUUGUCGACGCAAGCUUACUGGAGAUGGAGAUGAAAUUGAACUCUCCGGAGCGCUCAGUGCACUAUCGGAAGCUGCACAGUCCACCUGCCUUCGGUCAGCGAGUAUUCGCCAAAUACUCGGACAAACGCUGGUACCGGGCCGAAGUGGCACAGUAUUUCGACGAGAACAACGUGCUGGUAUUCUACGUGGACUACGGAAACGCCGAAAUGGUUCUGCAGGAGAACAUCCGCCUCUGGGACGAACAGUUCAGCUAUCUACCCUAUCAGGCCGUACUGUGUCGGUUGGCACACGUUCGCCGGGCAAAACCCUACCACAAGCAGGCCGUAGUCGAGAUGAACCGGAAUCUGCUGAACCAGCGCGUCCUGGCAACGAUUGUAAACAAUGGUACUCCGUGGGAAGUGACCAUUCAGGACAAAGAUGGAUUCGAUUUCUCGGUCGCUCUGCUAUUGGCCGGAUUGGCCAAAAAGUUGGAAGUUAAAAGUUCCUCUGAUUCUUCCUCUGGCGAUGAAGAUAUCGUCUACCAAGAGGACGACGAUGAGAUGUGCCAACCUGUCAUUGGUGCUUAAGCACAAAUUUUUAUCUUUAUUUUAAUAUCAGUACUAAAACUAAAAAGUAAAGCUUUUUUUUGAAAUACAAGAACUGCUAAUGAAAAA